Messenger RNA from Lotus japonicus, 637 nucleotides. Its product is annotated as pectinesterase inhibitor-like. Gene Ontology annotation, biological process: negative regulation of catalytic activity. Bases 57 to 614 code for a protein of 185 amino acids. The transcript has a single exon. The record is from RefSeq and is a predicted model, not a curated record. Gene Ontology annotation, molecular function: pectinesterase inhibitor activity. Lineage: Eukaryota; Viridiplantae; Streptophyta; Magnoliopsida; Fabales; Fabaceae.
UACUACAAUAAAAUCAUCAUGCUAAACUAAGAGAUUAAACCAAAUAAAAAUUUACAAUGUCCUCUAAGUAUUUCCCAUCCCUCCUGCUACUGCUAGCGUUUCUAUUGUUUGUUGCAUCUUCCGGAGCAACCAAAGUAGUGGAAGUGGGUGAGAUUUGCAAGAAAUCCACAAACCCUUCAUUUUGUUUGGCUGUUCUAAACUCCAACCCAGGUGGGAAAGAUCUUAUUAGCCUUGCUCAAUACACAAUUGACAUAGAUCGUGCCAACCUGACUAACACAAUUACUCUAAUCAAAUCGUUGAUUGCAAACAGUAGUGGCGAUCCAAAGGCAAAUGCCCAUUACAAAAAUUGCUUGUCAUAUUUUGUGGUCGAUGGCGGUGCUUUUGGUGCCAUUGAGGCCACUCAACAAUAUUUAAACAAGAGAGAUUAUGUUGGUGUGAAUAUGCGUGCAACUGAUGUCCACUACUUUGUUGAUUAUUGUAUUUCAGGAGAUGAUUCACCUGGCCCGAACCCACCUCCUUUUCCUGAUACCUCGUUGCUUCCAAAAUAUGCUCAAGUUAUUCAGGAUAUUACCGAAAUUAUUCUUAUCAUAUCAAAUUUAUUGGAAGGAACUUGAUCAGAUGUUGUUCAAUUUGGAUA